CGAGAAAAUGUACCGGUCCACCAAAGGAGCGUCGAAGGCUCGGAGAGAUCAAAUCAACGCAGAAAUUCGCACAUUGAAGGAUCUUCUCCCCAUCUCCGAUGCUGACAAAGCUCGGCUCUCGUAUCUUCACAUCAUGUCCCUUGCCUGCAUUUACAUAAGAAAGUCCGUCUUUUUCUCUCAAGCGGCACGUCAUGAUGUGGGCGCCCUGUCUUUGCCGGAACUCUCGGAGCUCGUGCACACGUUACCGGGAUAUCUGCUCGUGCUGACGAGUGAAGGAAAACUCCUGUAUCUUUCGGACAACGUCGCAGAGCACCUCGGCCAUUCCAUGGUGGAUCUGGUCGCUCAGAAUGAUAGCGUGUAUGACAUUAUAGACCCAGCCGACCACUUUAUAAUGAGAGGCAACCUUGUGCCAGUCACCACAACUGAUACAGACCGCCUCUUUCGUUGCCGAUUCAGCACUUCAAAGUUUGUGAGGAGGCAGGGAUCAGGGAACAAACUGACGCUGGUACGAGCGCGCUGCCUGCCACCUCCCUUCCACGCUUCCUCCUACUGGACCUCCAACCCAGUGUGGGUGUGUUUUUGCUACCCCCUGGAGUCCCAUGUUCCACAUCUUUCUUCAACCAGUAACCCUCUUCCCACCCCACCUGCUGAGCAGUCAUUCCUCCUGGCCUGUUUCCAGUCACAGCACAGCCGAGACAUGAGAAUCCAUGCUGCUCAGGACAGUAUAAGCAUGUACCUUGGUUAUGGCAUAGAGACUCUGCGCUCCCGCUCGUGGUACAGUCUGAUUCAUCCUCGCGAUCUCUCCCAUGCAUCUGCACAGCACUGCGCCUUAUUGCAUGAGGGUGGUGAGAGGCAGGUGGAGAUGGUGGUCCAGGUAGAGGCAGCUGACCACUCAUGGGUCUGGCUUUACAUCGUUCUUCAUCUGGAGACUGGAGAAUAUCCCAUCAACAGCCACAACUAUGUCAUUAGUGAGUCUGAAGCUUGGUCGGUGCGUCAGCAGUUGUACUCAGAGCAGAACCAGCUGGCUCUCCUGUACCAGGAGGCAUCCCAGUGCUCUGACCCUCUGUCCAGCCCAGACCAGGUCUUCACGCCCAGCAGUAGUGGCCUGUCCUCCCAGUCCUUCGACUUCAGCUUCACCACGUCUGGCCGGAGCUCUUCUGAGGAGCUCACUAGUGCCUCUGGGCCAUCCAGCAUGGCACUUGGCACUGACCCCCUUCAUGGAUUUUCUCAGGAUGGAGAGAGCCACCUGCAACUGCACGGCAGUCACCAGAUGUGGCUUGCAGAAACCAGAGAGCAGUCAAAUAGAUCAUACAUGCCUGUUUCUUCUGAACAUCUGACCAACAUGAACAAUAUCCCAUCUAUUUCUUCAGUUCCCCAAACCCAAGCAGUGCCUCCACCCCUUCCUCCAUUCAAAUCUCCUAAGCGCCAGAGCUCAGAGGAGUAUAUCUGUACACCACCCUACACGCCUAGACUAGGAGGGGGAAGUUUCAUGUUUGGUGACGAGCCCUUUAAAUCAGACCAUAGCAAAGAAGGUAUUGGCGCUGCAGGUCAAAUGAGGCCAUCUAUGACCUCAGCAAAUCACUCAGCGCCCAUGUCUGCUGGUGUUGGGUCAACAGUGCCAGUUCAACACUGCCGCAAACGUCUUUAUGAGACAUUGCCUCCUACUCCCGAUAGCCCAGGGAGUGAUGAAUGUAUUAUCAUGGCAUUGCCAGAGAUCAGGGGACCUCUAUAUGUAGAUGUCCCUCAUUUCCCAUUUCAUGGUCCUCUGGAAGGCCUUUUAACCCCAGAGGCCUCACCCACUAAACAACCCUGUUUGAGUUUCUUCCCUCAGGUAAAAGACAUUGAGAGAGAGAGAAUGGAGAUCUCUCUCCUGGCUCAGUAUAUAAGCACUUUAGCUGAAGGUUUCUGUCACGACCACCCACAAGACAAAUCAGCUCCCCCUAAUCACAAAUUCACACACAAUCCCACUGUAUGUUUUGAGGGGCCAAACUGCUCUUUGUCUCACAUUGAUGUCUCUAUGUUUGAGGAGAAGGCAGUAGAUGGUGUCCCUCUUCCAAAUCUGUCAUCCACCUCCCCCGUACCUCCCUCAACUUACUCACCUUCAUCCUCACUCUCCUACACUCAGUGUUCCCCUCCUACCCUAAUAGGCUGCAGCUCUCCUGUCCACACACAGGAUGAGGUCAGUCUGAUUGGUGUACACCACCUCUGUAGCGUCCAAUCGACGUACUGUAAUUGCAUGGCAGAGGGUGGGCUGCAGGAAGCAGAGCGAACAGAUGAGGGAAAGGCUUUCACAGAGAGUGUGAUGGACAUGGAGAUGAUGUCUCCAGUGAUGUCCUUCACUGUCCAAGCCUCCCCAAGAUCCGCCUCAGCUCCAGGCCUUCCUGCCCUCACCCCUGCUCUGCCUUGUGCCCAGUCCCUCCUAGAGGAACUGGUCACCAUGGAACCUGUGUUUGGGGCUGCUGCCCCAAUGUCUCCUGCCAUGAGGCAACAAGCUGAGUUGUAUCAACUCCCUCAUCAAGAUGGACAUCAGAUCUUCUACCAAGAUGAAACCAGUGAUCACAUGUUUUAA
Molecule: messenger RNA, 2569 nt
Organism: Xyrauchen texanus (razorback sucker)
Lineage: Eukaryota; Metazoa; Chordata; Actinopteri; Cypriniformes; Catostomidae
Gene: npas4b
Product: neuronal PAS domain protein 4b
Exons: 8
Coding region: 8-2569 (853 amino acids)
Biological process (GO): regulation of transcription by RNA polymerase II
Molecular function (GO): RNA polymerase II transcription regulatory region sequence-specific DNA binding; protein dimerization activity; DNA-binding transcription factor activity, RNA polymerase II-specific
Source: RefSeq, a predicted model, not a curated record